Molecule: messenger RNA, 678 nt
Organism: Suillus subalutaceus
Lineage: Eukaryota; Fungi; Basidiomycota; Agaricomycetes; Boletales; Suillaceae
Exons: 6
Coding region: 1-678 (225 amino acids)
Source: RefSeq, a predicted model, not a curated record
AUGCCGCUCGUGGACGCCACAUCAUUGACAGUCUUGCCUGCCUCACCGUUCCUGUUCCUCAAUCCUUUUCGGAUUUCAUGUUGCCUGGGUUUUGCCGCAAACAAUAAAAUGAGUGGGACAAGAGGGGACAGCACUCCUCAUUUGAACGGUGGGGUUACUACCAAGAUCCAAGGCUGGGUCUACACGAAAUCGGUAGGAAUGAGACGACAUGAUAUGACAGAAAGAGACUUGAACGAUCGACGUUGUAAACCCACACCGAGUAUAGCUGGUUUCAAAGUCAACUCGUCAGUCAAGCAAGAGCGCAAGUGCUGUGGUUGUAAAAUUGAGGUAGAUGAGGGAGACCAUGUAGAUUGCAUGGAUGCUGAGGUUGUCUAUAGAGGUCCUGUUGAUGAUGGCAUCAUGCUGCACAUGCAGUGGUUGAAUUCUUCGAACGUGUUUUUCCUGUCUGGAAGAGUGCAGAAAAACAUAGUUUCAAGGAACUCUUUGAUUCUCACCCUGGGUUCCUCGACCACCCCACCUCUCGACUUGCGAAUCGCGGCGGACCAGCUCCAUGACCAGCAGUGCACUGUGCUGCACCCAGCACCAGUUGGCAGCAAAGUGGCUAUGUUUUCUCUCGGACCACACCAUGUCUUCCUCGCUGGCACAAAAGAGUCCAUCUUCGGUCUCAUCUUAUCCUAA